Messenger RNA from Stegodyphus dumicola, 447 nucleotides. RefSeq names its product DNA oxidative demethylase ALKBH2-like. The record is from RefSeq and is a predicted model, not a curated record. NCBI's taxonomy places the organism in Eukaryota, Metazoa, Arthropoda, Arachnida, Araneae, Eresidae.
AUGAGUAUUUCAUGUCAACCAUGGACCCCUCUACUGUUUGAAAUCAAGGCUUCAGUCGAACAUUUGAGUGGUGCGAAUUUUAAUUUUGUACUUAUCAACCGAUACAAAGAUGGUAAUUCUUGCAUUGGACAACAUAAGGACAAUGAACCAUCUCUGGAUAGUAAUCAUCCUGUGUGUUCCCUGAGUUUGGGUGAAACGCGUACUAUAGUAUUCAAGAGGCAACACUUUCAAGAUUAUAGACUAGAACUGGAGAAUAAUUCUUUACUAAUUUUAAGCUCCCCAACAAAUGAACUUUGGACUCAUGGAAUACCUCGUCAAAAAGAACGAAAAGGUGUUCGAGUCAGCUUGACGUUCCGAAGGCUGCUAUUACCUGGUAAAAGAAAAUUUGAUGAGGAUCAAGGUCAACCCAAAAAAGGCAUGAAAUAUCAGAAGGUAAAUGACAUCUGA